Molecule: messenger RNA, 875 nt
Organism: Dendrobium catenatum
Lineage: Eukaryota; Viridiplantae; Streptophyta; Magnoliopsida; Asparagales; Orchidaceae
Product: probable inactive receptor kinase RLK902
Exons: 1
Coding region: 93-875 (260 amino acids)
Molecular function (GO): protein binding
Source: RefSeq, a predicted model, not a curated record
UCCUCUUCUUCUUCUUCCUCUCUCUCUCUCUUCCUAUUUCUUAGCGAGGAGAAGAGCGAGGUGGAAAGCUCCAUGGUUUUAAUACCUCAGCAAUGAAUUGCGGUCACCUCCCGAUGGACACGCGGCUUCUCCUGCUCCUCCUCUUUCUAUUCCUCCUUACUUUUUCGCCGGCGGCGGCGGAUCUCGCCGGUGAUGGAGCUUCCCUCAUGACCUUCCGCGCAGCCGUCGGUAGAUUUGUGCUCCCAUGGAACACCUCGGUCUCGCCGUGCAUGUGGCCUGGCGUUACCUGUGCCAGCAACCGCGUCGUCUCCCUCCGCCUCCCUGGCUCCGGCCUCAUUGGCCAAAUUCCCGAAGGAACUCUCGGCAACCUUUCCAACCUCCAGACUCUCUCGCUACGCUUCAACGCUCUUUCUGGUCCCUUACCAUCCGACCUCGCUAGAUGUAAGGAGCUACGAAAUUUAUACCUUCAGGGAAACCGCUUCUCCGGUGAGAUCCCAGCGUUUCUAUCCUCUCUGAGUAGCUUGGUACGGCUGAACCUAGCAGAAAACAACUUCUCCGGUGUGAUCCCGCUGGCAUUCAACAAUCUCACGCGGCUUGGGACGCUGUACCUUGAGAGCUUAAUCGUCACAGUCAUACCGCCAGCACUCGUGAUUUCAAUUUCCCAUCGACCACGCGAUUUCGUUUUACCAUCGACCACGCGAUCUGCUCGACGAGCUUGGAAGUCGAGUGGAGGGAUGUUUGAUCUCGAACCCGAUAAGCCGUUGAGCUCGGAAUCGUGUUUGAGCUCGACUUGUGAGCUUCAUAUGCAAGACUCGUCGAGCCUGUUAUCAAGCUCGAGCCAGCUCAUGAAUUGCACCCCUACUCUCUCCCCAUGA